ACCUUCACAUCCAGCUUUCGACUCACUUCACUUACAACCGCAUCAUUCGCUUUGUACACGUUCGUAUCUCUCUCGGAAUUUCGCACGUCGUUUCAGUAGGAUCUUUAACAUCAUCUCCAAUAGUGGAAACUCACCAGAGUAUAGAGAAGCGCGCAAUGGCGUCUUCGAUAUCCGAGGCCUCGGUCCUCGCUGCCUUUGACGAAAAGGUGCGGGAUGGGAUUGUGAUGUACGCUGAGGAUAUGGAGAAGAUUUAUCAUGAGGAUGGUGGCUUCAAGUUCGAGUUCCGUUUGACAGCCGCGCUGAAGAGUAAACCUGCCGCGGUGGAAGACAACGCGGAGCUAGAUGACGCGGAUGAUGAAAAGGGGCCUUCUCAGACAACCUCAUCCUCAAACACCACCGCAAACAGCGUCACAUCCUCGCACGCCAACACACAUGCUGACGACACCAAGCACACCAACAACAAAAUCACCCUAGACGAAGAAGGAAACCUCCCCGGAGGCGACAUCAGCAUCGCAGGCUUCGAGCUCACGACCAUCCCCGCCAGCAGCGGCGGAAGGGAUGGAGAAGCCACGCAUGUGCUCGCCUUCAACAAGUUCUGUGCGUAUAGGCCUCAUCUGCUCCUCUUGACUGCCGACGGGAGGAGGAGGCAGUUUGAAGGGUUGGAUGAGCGAGAUCUCGGGGCUGCGGUUGAGGUUUUGGGAGGGUUGAAUGGGGGUUGGGGAGGAGAGGUGAAGGGUGUUGGUGGGGAGACGGGACAAGAGUAUCUUGUCAUCUUCAACUGUGGUAAGGAGGGCGGGUGUAGUCGGUUGCAUAAGCAUAUGCAGGUUAUCCCUGCGCCAGAUGCGAUUCCCAUGUGGCCUGACAUCGUCGACUCCGGGCCCGAGACGAAGGCGGAUGACAGUGGGAAGCAGCAGCAGCAGGAGCCGCCGUUCCGAUACUUCAUCCACCACUUCACCGGCCCAUCACCACCCUCAACAAACGACCUCACAGCAAAAUACAAAUUCAUGCUCCGCCAGGCUACAGACCUUAUCCCCGGUCGGGAGAAGGUGGUGGAAGAGGACGGGGAUGGAAGGGCCGUGGCGGUGCCGCAUAAUGUUAUCCUUGGGAGACGGUGGAUUGUUGUGGUUCCGAGGGUCAAGGCAGGCGUUGACGGGGCGGAUGUGAAUGCCGUUGGGAUGUUGGGUGUUGUUUGGGCUUCGAAGGGCGAGACGGUUGGGAAAUGGAGGGAGUUGGGGGCGAGGAGGGUGCUUGCGGAGGUUGGAGCUAGGAAGUGAGGUGAUGGUUGAGCUUGUGGUUUGAUGGAAUGGGAGGUUUGGAGAGAGUUUGGGGUGGGUUGAUGGGCUUCAAGUGGACUGUGAUGACCGUUAGAGGUUAUAGAGAGAUCGAUAGAUAGAUAGACGCGAAGUGGCGUGGAGUAGAACUUGGAAGUCAGCAACUAUAUAUAAACGAAG
Molecule: messenger RNA, 1451 nt
Organism: Colletotrichum godetiae
Lineage: Eukaryota; Fungi; Ascomycota; Sordariomycetes; Glomerellales; Glomerellaceae
Exons: 2
Coding region: 156-1274 (372 amino acids)
Biological process (GO): nucleotide metabolic process
Molecular function (GO): ATP binding; ATP:ADP adenylyltransferase activity
Source: RefSeq, a predicted model, not a curated record